AUGUCCGCAAAAACGAAAAACUGUGAAACGGUUAAGGUGGUCGUGCGCUGUCGCCCGCUGAAUCGGAAAGAAGAGGCGGCGGGGUAUGAGAAAAUCGUUGAUAUGGACGUUAAACUGGGCCAGGUUGCGCUGCGGAACCCCAAAGCGGGUCCGGGCGAGCUACUGAAAACAUUCACGUUCGACGCCGUUUACGAUGCUGAUUCUAAACAGAGCGACCUCUACGACGAGACAGUGCGGCCCCUCAUUGACUCGGUGCUGCAAGGGUUCAACGGGACCAUAUUUGCUUACGGGCAGACUGGUACUGGAAAAACAUACACCAUGCAGGGUCAGUGGAUGGAUCCAGAACGGAGAGGGAUCAUCCCAAAUUCCUUUGAACAUAUUUUCACACACAUCUCCCGUUCGCAGAACCAACAGUACCUCGUACGAGCCUCAUACCUGGAGAUCUACCAAGAGGAAAUUCGUGAUUUGCUCUCCAAAGACCACAGCAGAAAGCUAGAACUCAAAGAGAGUCCCGAUUCAGGUGUGUACAUCCGUGACCUCUCCUCCUUCGUCACCAAGAACGUUAAGGAGAUCGAACAUGUGAUGAACGUUGGGAAUCAGACGCGUUCCAUCGGAUUUACCAACAUGAACGAACACAGUUCCCGCUCACACGCAAUCUUCCUCAUCACCGUGGAAUGCAGCCAGCUGGGUCCAGACGGGCAGAAUCAUAUCCGGGUGGGUAAAUUGAAUCUGGUGGAUCUGGCAGGGAGCGAGAGACAGGCCAAGACAGGGGUGCAUGGAGAUCGCCUGAAGGAGGCCACGAAAAUCAACCUUUCUCUUUCGGCGCUCGGCAAUGUUAUCUCAGCCUUGGUGGAUGGCAGGAGUUCCCACAUCCCAUACCGGGAUUCCAAACUCACACGUCUGCUCCAGGACUCACUGGGUGGGAACGCCAAAACCAUCAUGGUCGCUACUCUGGGACCUGCGGCAUACAACUACGAGGAGACCCUUACGACGCUACGCUACGCCAACCGUGCCAAGAACAUCAAAAACAAACCUCGGGUCAAUGAGGACCCCAAAGAUGCAUUGCUGAGAGAGUUCCAGGCAAAGAUCGCUGAGCUCCGAGCGCAACUCGACAAACGAGGUAUGCUGAUGAAGAGGAAAAGGAGGAGCAGGCAGCUAAAGAAAGAUGGAGAGAUAGAAGGAGAGAUAAAAGAAGAAGAGGAUGAGGAUGAGGAAACUGAGGAGAGCAUAGAGAAGGAGGCACAGGAGUAUAUGAAGGAGCAGCAGGAGAAACUGGAAAGAGAGAAGGAGGCUAUAAGAGAAGAUCAUUCCCUUGUGGCGGAGGAGAAGCAGAAACUUCUGGAAGAAAAGGAGAGGAUGAUGGAAGAUCUGAAGAAGGAGGAGGAGGCCACCAGGCUCCUCACUGCCAAGUUUAAGGCAAUGGAAAGCAAGCUGCUGGUUGGUGGGAAAACCAUCAUUGAUCACACCAAUGAACAGCAAAAGAUGCUGGAACAGAAACGACAAGAGAUCGCUGAGCAGACUCGUCGAGAGAGGGAGUACCAGCAGCAGAUGCUCCUUCAGGAUGAGGAGACCCUGGAGCUCAGAGAGACGUUUUCUACUUUACAGCAAGAGGUGGAGGCCAAGACUAAGAAACUCAAGAAGUUGUUUGCGAAGUUACAGUCAGUCAGGGCUGAGAUACAGGAUGUGAAUGAUGAGCAUGUGAGGACCAGACAGGAACUGGAGCAGACCCAAAACGAACUCACCAGAGAACUCAAAUUCAAGUACCUGAUCAUUGAGAAUUUUAUCCCUCCUGAAGAGAAAAAUAAAAUUAUGAGUCGUCUGGUGUUUGACACUGAUGAAGACCAAUGGAAGUUUCAGCCUCUUGUUCCUGUGGAAAAUAAAUUCACUCAGAUGAAGAGAAGACCAACCUCUGCCGUGGGUUACAAACGGCCGAUCAGUCAGUUCGCCAGGACCGCCAUGAUGAUGGGCGCCCACUCCAGAUACAGGGCUGAAAACAUUAUGUUUCUGGAGCUGGACAUGGCUCCGCCGACCGUGUUUCAACUGGACCUUCCCAAGGCGGGUCCAGAAGCAGAGUUAAACCAAGACCUCUUAUUGGAUAACGCUUCAUACAGGGAAAGAGCAUCCUCCAGUCGGGUCAGGAAGUCUCGUUCGUGGUGCCAGACUCCACGGGCUGUUUCCUCCUCAAGCUCCGCCCUUUCUCUGACAUCCUCAGGGUCCCAAAGCCUGCCUCAUCCUCAUAGUAACAACAUGGCAACGGCCCACCAGUGA
Molecule: messenger RNA, 2268 nt
Organism: Chanos chanos (milkfish)
Lineage: Eukaryota; Metazoa; Chordata; Actinopteri; Gonorynchiformes; Chanidae
Gene: kif3ca
Product: kinesin family member 3Ca
Exons: 8
Coding region: 1-2268 (755 amino acids)
Biological process (GO): microtubule-based movement; mitotic cell cycle
Cellular component (GO): microtubule
Molecular function (GO): microtubule motor activity; microtubule binding; ATP binding
Source: RefSeq, a predicted model, not a curated record